Molecule: messenger RNA, 1132 nt
Organism: Dunckerocampus dactyliophorus (ringed pipefish)
Lineage: Eukaryota; Metazoa; Chordata; Actinopteri; Syngnathiformes; Syngnathidae
Gene: spata4
Product: spermatogenesis associated 4
Exons: 6
Coding region: 200-925 (241 amino acids)
Biological process (GO): regulation of cytoskeleton organization
Cellular component (GO): axoneme
Molecular function (GO): microtubule binding
Source: RefSeq, a predicted model, not a curated record
AGUGGUUACCACGGAGACAAGGCAACAAUGUCCCCAUAGGUCACGCUAGCUUUAGCCGUCUCACUGAUAAAGGAAUGGCGCCAUGACGAGCGUUGUUUUGACGCCAUAACAUGUCAGCUCGCCAGUAGAAGAAUUAGUCGCUUCGUGUGUCAUUUGGGUCGAACGGGAGGCUCGGAACCAACGGACGAAAGUCGUGACGAUGACGGGACUGCCGAGGGAUGUCAUAAAAUGGCUGCAGAACUUAGAACUGUCCGCCCAGCCGAUGAACAUACGCAGAGAUUUGUCCAGUGGCUACCAUGUGGCUGAGAUCUUUUCCCGUUAUUACCCCAAAGAAUUUGAAAUGCUCUCCUACAGCAAAGGGCUUUCGCUUUCUGCUAAGCUGGACAACUGGAACAAAAUACGACGGUCCUUACAGAAGCUGCGUCUGCACUUGAUGGAGAAGAUCGUCUACGGAACCCUUCACUGUAAGGCGGGAGCAGCCGAAUUGUUGGUGCAGCAGGUUUACACCAUCCUGACCAAGCACAGGAUUAGAGCAGUUCAAAGCCUAGAGAUGGACUUCACCGACCAGGAGUAUCAGAAGCUUCUCCCCACGGUGGCCCGCCCCACAGCCAACACGGCCCUGAACAGCAACCUGAGGCUCACGGAAAUACUGGCCUUCCCCGACACACGCACCACGCAGAAGAAGGCGGAGGCCAUCAUCUGCAAACACCUGCAGGAGAAGGCGGCAAAGACGCUGCCCGAGCGCGGGCACUCAAUCCUCGUCAAGCCCAGACUCACACAGAUGACAUCGAGUGGAGAUGAAAAGCGCUCGUCUGGAGAUAACACACCAAAGAUGUGCUCCCAGUCAACGCUGGGUGUCGCUGUUGCCUCCUACAAGACAAUCACAGUGAACCAGCCCCCCAGACGAUCUGUGCACAGCUGUUAAAACAUUGAUCAUUUUAUUGAUCAUAUUAAUUUCACCCUCUCUAGUAAGCAAUGCACCACAAACAUAAUGUAAUAUUUAUUAUAUGUUGGCAUGACGUCACAGUUUGGCUUGUGCCUCCAUGGUCAAGCAUCAUGUUUGGUACCACGAGGUGGCAGCAUGGAUCAGUACUGUUAGCUUUCAGCGCUCCAACAUGAAUAAAUCACUGCA